GCUUGUCUGAUCUGCAGCACUGACCAGCAAUGCCAUCUGCCAUGGAGGGCCCUGAGGGGGCAGAAGAGGCGGAAAUCCUGCGCUAUGAGGAGACAGAAGACGACAGCGUCAGUCCCACUGACCUUUCAGAGCUGUUGAAGGAGGGGACCAAGGAGUCCCACGACCGUGCUGAGAACACUCAGUUUGUCAAAGACUUCCUGAAGGGACGGAUCAAGAAGGAGCUCUUCAAGCUGGCCACUGUGGCACUUUACUUCACCUACUCUGCUCUGGAGGAGGAGAUGGAUCGCAACAAGGACAGCCCAGUCUUUGCUCCGCUCUACUUCCCCCUGGAGCUUCACCGCAGGGCAGCCCUGGGCAAAGACCUGGAAUAUUUCUAUGGAGAAGACUGGGAGGAGAAGGUUCAGUGCUCAGAGGCAACUCAGCACUAUGUGGACAGAAUCCAUCAUGUGGGACAACAUGAGCCAGAGCUGCUAGUGGCUCAUGCUUACACACGCUACAUGGGGGACCUCUCUGGUGGCCAGGUGCUGAAGAAGGUAGCCCAGAGGGCCCUGAAGUUGCCCAGUACUGAGGAAGGGAUCCAGUUCUACAAGUUUGACAACAUUUCCAACGCACAGCAGUUCAAGCAGCUCUACAGAGCCAGGAUGAAUGCCCUAGACCUGGACAAGAACACCAAGGAAAGGAUUGUGGAAGAGGCCAACCGAGCCUUCAGCUUUAACAUGCAGGUGUUUGAGGAGCUGGACAAGAUCGGCAGGUCGCUGCCAGAAGCAGCCCAGGACGGAGGCUUUCCAGGGCACGAUGGGAAGGGAGACCUGCGCAAGUGCCCCUACUAUGCAGACAAGCUGGGCAAGGCUGGACCCAGCUGCCCCUACCAUGCUGCUGCAGCCCUAGCGAAGCAGCCCCUGGUGCAGCUGAUCCUGGCAGCCUGCGUGGCUGCAGCGGCAGGAGCCGCAGCCUGGUACCUCAUGUGACGGGCACAGCGGCGCCCGGCGCUGCCCAGGGGAGAGGCACGCGCCCAGGGGCCUCCCAGCUGUGCUCUUGGUGGUGGUGAGUUGGCUGUGGGGGGAGCAAGAAAAUAGGCAGGACUCUGGGAGGGCAUCAAAGGCUCUGUGCACCGACAGCUCGAGCACGGACUGGUGUGCUGUGAGGAUGCCACUUCAGCACUGCCCUGCCCAGCCUGGGGCAGCUUGCAAGGCUGGAGAUGUCCUGUCCCGUGCUGCCACGGGCUUCACAUGCUUGGCUUCUCAUCUCCUCCCCGGAGCAGCCGCUGGGGGGAGUUUCCUGCCCAGGCCUAGCAGUGGGAAGGUGGGAUUAGCCUUUUCAGGGGAGACUGUUCCCUGCCCUGAGGCGCCAGCCAUGCUGCACAGCUGUGCUGUGGGGCCGUUAGCCCAAAGCAGUGUCCUGCUCGGUGUGGGGUCCCAGCAACCAGGCCUGAGGCUAGAGGAAGCUCCCCAGGCGUGGGGACAGGACCACACGUGUGGGUUGGGGCACGAAGGUGACCAAUGUGCAUUGUGCAACUUGGGGGUUGGGGGC
Dryobates pubescens (Downy woodpecker) is the source of this 1530-nucleotide messenger RNA. It is a transcript of the gene HMOX2, whose product is annotated as heme oxygenase 2. NCBI's taxonomy places the organism in Eukaryota, Metazoa, Chordata, Aves, Piciformes, Picidae. The transcript has 5 exons. Bases 30 to 968 code for a protein of 312 amino acids. Gene Ontology annotation, molecular function: heme binding; heme oxygenase (decyclizing) activity. Gene Ontology annotation, biological process: heme oxidation; response to oxidative stress; heme catabolic process. The record is from RefSeq and is a predicted model, not a curated record.